Messenger RNA from Alosa sapidissima (American shad), 2330 nucleotides. Its product is annotated as PRELI domain-containing protein 1, mitochondrial-like. Gene Ontology annotation, molecular function: phosphatidic acid transfer activity. The coding region runs from base 323 to 973 and encodes 216 amino acids. The record is from RefSeq and is a predicted model, not a curated record. The transcript is spliced from 6 exons. NCBI's taxonomy places the organism in Eukaryota, Metazoa, Chordata, Actinopteri, Clupeiformes, Clupeidae. Gene Ontology annotation, cellular component: mitochondrial intermembrane space. Gene Ontology annotation, biological process: phospholipid transport.
UUCUACUACACAACUUUGGGAUCAGCUAGUCUACCGAUGGUGGUAUUUUCAGCCAAUGAGCACAUAGCCUCGAACUCCUCCCCACCGUAAAACAUUGAACAAUCUGUCAUUGAGGUAGGCCAACGACAAACCAGUAUCGCCUAGCUGUAGCUGACGACCGAUAAAUGACAACGAUUGAACGGUAGUGUAAUAUGGGGAUAGCGACAUAUGGGUUUUGACCACAUGAAUUUGGUGCUACGAUAGAAGCUCACAUGAAUAGGACAACUGUUAUGUCAACAAGUGGGCCAUAUACACUCAAAACAACCCAUUGACUGUUGGGAUAAUGGUGAAAUAUUUCUUUAAUGAGACUGAUAUCAAAAGUUCAUGGGACCAUGUUACCACUGCGUUUUGGCAGAGGUAUCCCAAUCCAUUCAGCACUCAUGUCCUCACGGAGGACGUUGUGUUCAGGGAGGUGACCGCAGAUCAUCAGCUCCGCACUCGGCGCCUUCUCACGAAGACAAAUCGUCUCCCGCGGUGGGCAGAGUGCUUCUUCCCCAUCAACCUUUCGCAGUCUGUUUAUAUCCUGGAGGACUCUGUUGUUGACCCAGUCAGCAAGAGCUUCACCACGUACACGUGGAACCUCAACCACACGACACUGAUGACGGUGCGGGAACGCUGCGUGUUCCAGCAGUCGGAGGAGCGGCCGCACUGCACCGACAUCCAGCGCGAGGCCUGGAUCUCAUCCGGCAUCUACGGCUUCUCCAGACCCAUCCAGGAGUUUGGGUUGGCACGCUUCAAGAGUAACCAGGUGAAAGCCAUGAAGGGGUUGGAAUACGUAUUGGCCAACAUGCACGGAGAAGUGCCCCAGUGGCUCCUCAGGGACUCGGUGAAGGACGCGUCUGAGAAGGCCAAGGGGGCCGCUAUGGCCGCCACAGAGAAGGCCAAGACACUAGCCUCGGCCGCCAGCCCACAGAAACCCAGCCAGUAUGUUUGACUGGGACACGCCACUCACUGGGACUUGACUUGCAGUGCACACACACACACAAACACACACACACACACAGAGAACCAAACAGGUGUGCCUUUCCUCUGAUCGGAGCCUUAAUGGGAUCAAGCCUGUUUAUCUAUUCUUUCUCUCUAUAUUUAUAUCUCUCUCUCAGUCUCUUGAUCUCUCGUUCUCUCUCAUUUUAAAUGACGUAGCACUGACUCUCAGGUACUGCACUGUGGUGCAAUCUCUCUUCAGAGUGACUGUUCUCUGCUUCUUACCUCUCCCAUGCUCCGAGACGGAGCGCAUGAGACUCAUUUGAAUGCAAGGAUGCACACACAUUUCAAUUGCACAGAGAAAGAAGACAAAGUUUCUCAUGAGAAACAUAUUAUGCUAGAAUAUUUUACUUAAUUUCAAAAUAUGAAUCAUGUCAUGCAUGUGGAUAAUGUGGGUUAUUUUAGUUAUAUCAGUCAGAGUGAUUUAGUCAGAUAUGGGAUGUAUCUGAGGUGUCCUGAAGGACACGCCUGCAUUCCAUGUCUAUGGAUAUCAUUGGAUUUUUUUUUUUAAUUCUAAUUAUUUUGUUAUAUCAGGAGGAUCUUAGAUCUGUAUGUAUUAAUAAGUAUUGAUUUGAGUCAUCGUGAUAUGUUUGAUUACUAAUCCUAUUUUUUAGUGUAUGGUAAAUGUUGCCUUAUGCUAUAUAUGCCAUCCCAAGAGGAUGAUGGUAAUUAUGGCAAUUAUGGCUGGAUAUGGUAAUUUGAAACAUUAUGUCAAGGCAAUACAGAAAUCACUACAAUCUCUGAAAAACAACAGGGGCUGCAUUUUGUUUACACAUAUGAAAAUGUUAACAUGUUUUUCUGCUGUGCUGUGCUAUGCCGGGCUGAACACAUUUGUUUUGGAAUAGCUGGAAUGUGCCGGUUUGGGUUUAUGGACUUGGUGACCACUAAUAUUGUACAAUUCUAAAAGAUGAGGAAAGAUAUGUUCUAUACUAUGCAAGGCCUAUAGCCGGCAUGUGGUAUAGCUUUAAUCCACCUAAAUUGAAGAACUAGCAGGUUAGUUCCGUCUUUGGUUUCAGAACCACUGAUGUAAGCAAAAUAUCAGUAUGUGUAUCUUCUGUGUGUGCUGAUCGUUCAAGGUUCAGAAUGUCUUUGCAGCUGUUAAACAGCAGAGGGCGGUUGGUUGAAAAGGUUCAGAGUUGGAACACUGGGUUAGUUAUAUCAUGUGUUGUGUGAAUGCUAGACAGAUUUUGUUACAGAAUACAAAUUCACAAUCUAAAAAUCAUUUCAAAGCUGUCCCCUCUGCAUUACAAUUAUUUUGUAAAUGUACCCUAUUUUACUAGUAUUCAUUAAAUUAAAGAUGUAUAUGUUCA